GAGUCUCGGCUGCCCUGCGCGCAGCGCGCGUCCCCCCGCCCGGCCGGGGACCCCCCGCCCAGAGCGCGGGAGCCCGGAGCGCCGGGCGCCUGGGACCCCGCGGAGGCGCUGCCCAGCCCGCGGGGCUCGGCGGGGAUGCAGGCUGCGCUGUGAACCCCGGCGCCAAGGCCAUGUCCGGCGCCCGCUGCCGGACCCUGUACCCCUUCUCCGGGGAGCGGCACGGCCAGGGGCUGCGCUUCGCCGCGGGCGAGCUCAUCACGCUGCUGCAGGUCCCGGACGGCGGCUGGUGGGAAGGCGAAAAGGACGACGGGCUCCGCGGCUGGUUCCCCGCGAGCUACGUGCAGUUGCUGGAGAAGCCUGGAAUGGUCCCCCCACCGCCGGGAGAGGAAAGCCAGAUUGUCAUUCUUCCGCCUGGCUGGCAGAGCUACUUGUCUCCGCAAGGUCGGCGUUACUAUGUCAACACGAACACCAAUGAGACCACCUGGGAACGCCCCAGCAGUUCUUCUGGGAUUGCGGCCAGCCCUGGCCCUCACAGGAGCUCUCUGCCUCCAACAGUGAAUGGAUACCACGCGGCAGGGACCCCCGCGCACCCGCCCGAGACUGCCCACAUGAGCGUCCGAAAAUCCACCGGUGAUUCCCAGAACCUGGGAUCCUCAUCACCAGGCAAAAAGCAGACCAAGGAAAACACCAUCACGAUAAACUGCGUGACAUUCCCUCAUCCGGACACGAUACCAGAGCAGCAGCUGCUGAAACCAACGGAGUGGAGCUAUUGUGACUACUUCUGGGCUGAUAAGAAGGACCCUCAAGGCAAUGGCACCAUGGCUGGGUUUGAACUGCUCCUUCAGAAGCAACUAAAGGGCAAACAGAUGCAGAAGGAGAUGUCAGAAUUCAUCCGGGAGAGGAUAAAAAUCGAGGAGGAAUAUGCGAAGAACUUAGCUAAGCUCUCUCAAAACUCCUUGGCUGCACAGGAGGAAGGCUCGCUGGGAGAGGCGUGGGCCCAGGUGAAGAAGAGCCUCGCAGACGAGGCGGAAGUCCAUCUCAAGUUCUCCGCCAAGCUUCACAGCGAGGUCGAGAAGCCCCUGAUGAAUUUCCGGGAGAACUUCAAGAAGGACAUGAAGAAGUGUGACCACCACAUCGCCGACCUCCGCAAGCAGCUCGCCAGCCGUUACGCGGCAGUGGAGAAGGCCCGGAAGGCCCUCACGGAGAGGCAGAGAGACCUGGAGAUGAAGACCCAGCAGCUGGAGAUCAAGCUGAGCAACAAGACGGAGGAAGACAUCAAGAAGGCGCGGAGGAAGUCCACGCAGGCUGGAGAUGACCUCAUGCGCUGCGUGGAUCUCUACAACCAAGCCCAGUCCAAGUGGUUUGAAGAGAUGGUGACUACCACGCUGGAGCUCGAGCGGCUGGAGGUGGAGAGGGUGGAGAUGAUCCGACAGCACCUCUGCCAGUACACACAGCUGCGGCACGAGACAGACAUGUUCAACCAAAGCACAGUUGAGCCUGUGGACCAACUGCUUCGGAAAGUGGACCCAGCCAAAGACAGGGAGCUGUGGGUCAGAGAGCACAAGACGGGCAACAUCCGCCCCGUGGACAUGGAGAUUUAGACGGGCGCGCACGGCCCUGGGGGUCCUGCCGAGGAGAGGGGCCGGGGGGUCCCAUGGAGAGCUGAGUUGCAGCUGUCCUCUGCCCACUGUCCUGGUCCGCUGAGCUGGUGAUUCCAGAAAGGCGGCCCCGCCGGGAGCUGCGAGUGUCCCCAGGCCAGGAAGGCGGGUCCGCAGCCCUGCCCUUGUCUCCUAGGCUGAAGCCCCCCGAUUCCCGUGCUGUGCUUGCUGCUCCGAGAACAGACCGAGGCUGGAACUUUAUGGUCCCUGCUGCGCCCUGUAGGGGUCAAGUCCCCACCCAGAGCCAGCUGCGUCGCACGCUUGUCCCCCCGGAAGCCCCAAGGCCCUUCCCCCAGCUGUGUCCCGGGCGUUGGAGGGUCAUGGGAGAAGGGUCCCCAUCUCCAGCCCAGGAAGAGAAUCAGAAUCGUGGAGGGAAGGCCCCGUUCAGCUCAAUAGUCCGCACCCAGAGCCUUUUGCAGCCCGCCCUCUUUAUUUUUCUUUUCCCCGUUGCAUUCUGGGAGCCCACAUCCCGGCUCUCCUUUGCCCCCUUUCCAUCAUCUGGGGACCUUGGGAUUAAGGCCUGGCUCCUCUCUACCCAGACUGACCCUGCCUGGAGAGGUCAGGACGGAACUACCUCAUUCAGCACAUCAGCCCAAGUCAGAGCGUUGAGUCGCGUUUUAUUAUCGGUCAGGCAUCUUCUGUCCCGACCCUGGGCUGGAAACCCCCCUCCAAGCCAAGCCCUCAGUUGUCUCCUGGAGGAAGCACCCACCCCAUCCCAGGCUUUCGUGGGGCUGGGUCAGUCCCCCAUGGGAGAUGGGCUGGGUCUCCAGCUCCUUGAGGAUGGGGGUGGGGGUGGGAUGACCCUCCAACCCCCCCCCCAUCCUCCAUGUGGCUUUCUCUCCCUGGUGGGCACGGUGCGGGCAUGGCGGCCGGUCGUGGCUUCUGGACGCUCCGCGUCUACACGUACCAGAGCCCCACACAGAGCCCUCCUUGGUGCUGGUACCACCUUCCCCUUUCGCCACCCCCCGACUCCUGGGAAGGCCGGGUUGGUGUGUGACUUGGGAAGCUUUCAGCCUGGCCCACGAGGUCCUCGCACAUCGGCCUCCCCCUUUAUGGAAACAUAGCAGACACAUCGGGUACCAUCAAACUCUGAGAAUCGAUGGGCUCCAGGGGAACCCAGCAAUGGCCUUGGAAGGCAGUCGUGGUCACAUGGCCAGCAGGGGGCAGAUUCUAGCCCAGAAACCAUGCCCUGAGAGCCCAUAUUUCUUAGCUCAUCCUUCCCUUCGAUUACUUUGGACGUGCAGGGCCCAUACACCCCUAAAAGAUCAAGAGCACAACUCCCUAGCCCCUCAGUCCUGCACGCCAGGAACUGAUGACUUCCUCAUCUUGAAUCUUUCGACACCUCUUUCACUGAUUCAGAGUUACUGUCCCAUAGCUUAUAGUAGAAAGAUGCUGACUAUCUUCGAGCGAGCCAAGCUUGGUCACUUACUUUUCUUCUUGAAACAUUGUAACCCAGAAAAGUCAGCGUGAAGUCACACUUCCCUGACACGGAAGUGUGAGGACGGGUCUGUCCCCAGCACAGAGGACCAUGGCUUCCAGAUCUGGGGUUGGUGCCCAUGACCCCAGCGACCAGUUUUAGGGUAUUAUUUCUUGGUUUCUCUAUUCAAAAUGGGUGCUAGCGGUAAUCGCUUUGCGGCUUAGUAAACUAAUUUGUGGGCGAUUUUCAAAUGUUCAAAGCCAAUGGCCUUGUUAUUAACAUAGAUAUUUUGAGUGUGGUAUGGCUCAUUGAUUUUGUUUUCUCCUUCCCAUCAGAGGAUUCCUGAGUCUUCUGUUGCUCCCCAGGACAGGGGGAGGUCUCUUGCCUCUUACCAGGGAGGCUGAUUUGGCCCCAUGUGGGCCGGUCUGUUUUCUGGAAUCAUUCUUCCCGCCCACCCCGUCCCUCACAUUAGUACAUACUUCUUUACUCUUCCUUGCUUUUUGUUUUUCUCUCCUCCUCUGUUUGUUGAUUUAGUGAAGGCUGAGCAUUGUGCUGAGAUCUGGGGACAAGAUAGGGCAAGAGAAGCCCACGAUCUUUGAGAUUCUGUAGACUUAUUUUUUUUUUCACCGAGGGUCUUACAAGUCGGUGACCUUGGCAUUCACACACCAGUACUCUGCAGAAUUGAGGCUUCCUGAGAUACUGUUAUGCUGGUAGAUCUGUGUUCAUUUAUUCACUCAUCCGUUUGUUUAUUGAGCAGAUACUUGGGGCGAAGCAGGCAUGGUGCAGGGUGCUAGACAUAUGGGUGCAAGUGAGAUGGCGCUCUCUCCCCAUCCGCUCUAUUCUGCACGUAGACAGGGGCUCUUUAGGUCUUUCUGGAGAACGAGAGCAUUGCACCUGUUACACAGUCAACCCCCUUAGAGCCUGUCAUGAGAACACAAGCCACCGCCACGCGGCGUUUGCCAUUGGGGGACAGGUGGACAGUCACAAGAGUGUAAUCUGGUCACCAGAGCCUGCAGCCCAUACCCGACUCGGAUUUCAGAGAUCUCUCUUGUGUCUUCUAAGUAGCUCUCCUCGCUUCACAAAGAGGACUAAUGAAGCUCAGGUCUGGCCAGUGAGCCCAGAGAAUGAAGAGCGGGGUCCUUUAACGGGGCUCCUGCUCUGGGGAAACGGAGCUUAGGACGAAGUCUAGAAUAUUCCAAAGCUCGCUUCUGGAGUAGUGCUCAGUCCCGUGGUGGCUGUUGUGUUUUGUUCCUGUGUACGUUUCGGCGUGCGGGUUGUCCGAGGGAUGACUGGGCUCAUUCAGCGUCUGUCUGAGAUGUUCCUGAGCGAAUCCAUCGUUCUCUUUCUUGGAACAGGUGACCCCUUCCCCCUGCCUCCCAAGAGACACGGAUACACAUAGUUUUGUCUGUGAAAACCAGGUGGGGGUGGGGGAAUCUCUGUAAGACAAAUCGUGUUCAGAGUAAGUCAGUUGCCACAAGAGUCUCUGAGAGAAACGGCUUGUUCCUUCCAUUUUUUUCUAUCACUUUCCAUCAGUAUUGGAAAGCGCCGGCUAACCGAGCCAUAGGGUAGCUGCCGUCAGGACCGCCUCGGGUCUCCUUUCUACCUCCACCCACCGCCUGUCGGGCCAGGAGGAUUUCUGCAGCGGGAAGCCCUUCUCAUCGGGGCUGGUUAAGGACCGGAGCAAACAGAAAACACCACGCGCGUGCACAUACCAGGGGUUUCUGUUCCCUUUGUGAGGACAGUCAAUCACUGGACGAGUGGAUGGGUGCCUGAGGAUCCCGGCCGAGCCAAAGUCCCUCCUUGGAAACACAAGCCAUAAACUUCAAAGGACAUCAAAGACUUUGGCUCGUGUAAGAGAUUCCGCUUCCAGCCGUGAGUGGCCUUGACAAGGAAUUUUUAAGCAGGACUCUGUAGGGCUGUGCUGGUGGUGGUGUAGACAGGGAAAGCACUUUAAAGGUGUGAAGUAGGGGACAGAUCAGCAUAUUCCCAUCAAGCCCCUCGCCCCUCCAAGACCUACUUACUGCCUUGUCUUUUUUUCAGGUUUAUUGAGAGGUAUUUGACAUAACAGUAUUGGGAUUCAUUGACAUGCAGUGAAAUUCACCUGGUUCCGUGAAUCUUGACAAACGCACAGUCUUAAAACUGCCACCCAAACUAACGUAUUUCCAUCACUGUCUGGAAAUUCCCUCUGGCUCCCUCCACGGUCGCUCCGCUCCUGUCCCCCUUCCCCCGACUCCCACUGACAGAUUUUCCGACUCUACGGUUUUUGCCUUUUCUAAGAUGUCGGGUAAACCGAGUUGCUGAUGAGCGGUCCUCGGUGCGGCUUCUUUCUCUCCGCUUAAUGCGUUGGGUCACCCACGUUGUCUGUGUGUCACUAGCGUGUCUCCUUUGUCUCGCAGAGUAGCGCUCCAUUGCAAGGGGGGAACCCACGGCCGCUUUCUGGCCUUCGAAGUGAGUUAUUUGCUCCGGGGGGUCCCAGCCCGAUGGUCUCCAGCCUGUUGGCACGGCUGCUUCCUUUGCCUUCCGAGGCUCCUCCUUCAGAUGCGAGCUGUGCCCAUGGUGGUUCUUGGGGGUUCAUUUGAGGCUUUUGUGCAGAAAGGGGGGAGGGAGGGGUGCCUCCCGCUUCAGCCGCACCCUGAGGCGCGCACCUUGGCUGUUAGAUUCCCGGGGGCCCUGGCUUCAACUCCCCCACAGCCUCGGGAUGCACUGAGCAUUAGGGGGCGUGGAAGGUGAACGGGCAAAGUGUGGGUGAGAACGCGGGGCUGGCCUUGGGCUCGUCACGGCCGCUCCCCGGGUCUCCGUUGCUUCGUCGGCAGGCUGCAGGGGUCUGUCCGUCCGGGUCUCUCCAGCCUCCUGCAGCUACUGCGCGUUCUCCUCGCCAUUUUGUUUACACUUCUGUACCCGACCCUGGGUUGUGCUCGGCCCCGGGCCCCAUGGGCGCAGUUGUGCAUGGUCUGAACUCUGCACGAGAGCGAUGCCCUAGCACUUCCCUGUUUAGACACAAGUGGAGCUAAAGUGAAAGAGUUUCCUGAGCUGGAGUGAGAAUGAGGUAGUUCCUCCCGGGCCCCUGAAGGAAGCAGACAGAAGUCAUUACCUUCCGGGUCUCGUCCAUGGAUCCUUGGUCGCGUGUCCUGGGGUUUUCUUCCGAGGAGCCAGGACGGGCAUGAAGACAGAGCCUUUUUCUUCCUGUCCUUGCUGGAGCCUCGCUCAGGGGGCGGUCGCACCGAGCCAAGCGUGUGCCGGCAGCCCACUGGGUGGUGGCCGGUGGUGACAGAGAUAGAACCAAGCCCCCCUAACACUGGGCACGCUAUGGGCAUGACCCCGAGGGUAAUGACUCCCCCCAAGCCACGUCUCACUUAGAUCGAUGAAAGGUGAGCCCUUGAAGGCAACCAGGCACCCCUCGCCACAAACGGAAGAUGUUCCUGGGUCCAGGCCAGGUGAAGGCGCUGGCCCUGGAGCCCACGUCUGCAGGGUCCCAUGCUUCCUGGGUGCCUCUGGGUCGAGAUUUGCCAGGAAGGACUCUCACCCUGCUCCCCACCCCCACGGGAGAUUUAUUUUUGUCUGGUCAUUCUUGAAGGUGAAGGAUCCAUUCCUGUUGCAGCAGGUUUGGGUGAGAGGAAGACCAGCCAUGAGAGCUGAGGUUUCGUUUUUUUCCUUUACUCUUGAGAUGCCGGGGGCGUGGCUCUGUCUGGAGCCUUUCUGUUGGGAGAGGCCUCUGAGGGAGACCGGUGGUGAUGGGGACUUUGACCCUUGAUGUUUAAGAGACGUUCUUUGCAGGAUUGCAGUGGUGGAGUGCAAAAGGUCUGGGCACGUGGGUGCUGUCAUGGGGACGGUGUGACAUGGGGACAGAGAAGGAGAGCAUAUAGGGCCAGGGCAAGAGCACUGCACUGUCCCCACUCUGCCACCGCAUUUGUGCUACAACCUGAAGUUAAGUCACGUUCCCUCCCGGGACCUCUGUACUCACCUGUCCAGCGGACAUGCCCUUUCCAGCGUCACAUGCAGCAGACAGGCUCCUGGGAGCUGUGACCGCCAGGCAGCCAUGUGGACCCAGGAAUAGACCUACAAAGUCCAUACAAAGGGACGCCAGCCAUCUUGGCGA
This is a messenger RNA of Hyaena hyaena (striped hyena), 7171 nucleotides long. It is a transcript of the gene GAS7, whose product is annotated as growth arrest specific 7. Gene Ontology annotation, molecular function: calcium ion binding; actin filament binding. Gene Ontology annotation, cellular component: actin filament; cytoplasm; plasma membrane. Gene Ontology annotation, biological process: neuron projection morphogenesis; actin filament polymerization. The record is from RefSeq and is a predicted model, not a curated record. Bases 171 to 1601 code for a protein of 476 amino acids. NCBI's taxonomy places the organism in Eukaryota, Metazoa, Chordata, Mammalia, Carnivora, Hyaenidae. The transcript is spliced from 14 exons.